Molecule: messenger RNA, 4185 nt
Organism: Trematomus bernacchii (emerald rockcod)
Lineage: Eukaryota; Metazoa; Chordata; Actinopteri; Perciformes; Nototheniidae
Gene: sulf1
Product: sulfatase 1
Cellular component (GO): cell surface; endoplasmic reticulum; plasma membrane
Molecular function (GO): N-acetylglucosamine-6-sulfatase activity; glycosaminoglycan binding
Source: RefSeq, a predicted model, not a curated record
UCUUUCUCCCUCCCUCCCUCCAUCUAUCCCCCUCUUCCUCCUCUUCCUCUUGCACCAUGUUUCUCCACUUCCUGGCCCUGGUGUUCCUCCUGGCUCCGGGCAGCGAGGCUUUCUCCACCACCAGAUCCCAGAGAGGCAGAAUCCAGAGGGACCGCAGGAACAUCCGGCCCAACAUCAUCCUCAUCAUCACCGACGACCAGGACGUGGAGCUGGGUUCUCUGCAGGUGAUGAAUAAAACCCGUAAGAUAAUGGAGGAGGGCGGCACGACGUUCACCAACGCCUUCGUCUCCACGCCCAUGUGCUGCCCGUCUCGCUCCUCCAUGCUGACGGGGAAGUACGUGCACAACCACAACACCUACACCAACAACGAGAACUGCUCCUCUCCGUCCUGGCAGGCGCAGCACGAGCCUCGCUCCUUCGCCGUUUACCUCAACAACACCGGAUACCGGACAGGCUUCUUCGGCAAGUACCUGAACGAGUACAACGGCAGCUACAUCCCUCCUGGGUGGCGCGAGUGGGUCGGAUUGAUCAAAAAUUCCCGCUUUUAUAAUUACACCGUGUGUCGGAACGGCUACAAGGAGAAGCACGGUGCCGAUUACGCCAAGGACUACUUCACAGAUCUGAUCACCAACGACAGCACCAACUUCUUCCGCAUGUCGAAGCGGAUGUUCCCCCACCGGCCUGUGAUGAUGGUCGUGAGUCACGCCGCCCCUCAUGGUCCCGAGGAUUCAGCCCCGCAGUACGCCGAGCACUUCCCAAACGCUUCCCAACACAUUACGCCCGCCUACAACUACGCCCCCAACAUGGACAAACACUGGAUCAUGCAGUACACCGGCCCCAUGAGGCCGAUCCACAUGGAGUUCACCAACUUCCUGCACAGAAAGAGGCUGCAGACGCUCAUGUCGGUGGACGACUCCGUGCAGAAGGUGUUUGACAUGCUGGAGGAAACUGGAGAGCUGGACAACACGUACGUCAUCUACACGGCGGACCACGGAUAUCACAUCGGGCAGUUUGGGUUGGUGAAGGGGAAGUCGAUGCCGUACGACUUCGAUAUCCGAGUGCCGUUCUUCCUGAGAGGACCGAACAUCGAGCAGGGCGCCGUGAACCCUCACAUGGUGCUGAACAUCGACCUGGCCCCCACCAUCCUGCACAUCGCCGGCCUCGACCCCCCCGCCGACAUGGAUGGGAAAUCCAUCCUGAAACUGCUGGAGCAGGACCGGACUGGAAACAGAUUCAAAACCAACAAGAAACCCAAAGUCUGGAGGGACACAUUCCUGGUGGAGCGAGGGAAGAUCCUGAGGAAGAAGGAGGACUCGGUGACCCCGCAGAACACCAACAGCCUCCCGAAAUACAAGAAGGUGAUGGAGACGUGUCAGCAGGCAGAGUUUCAGACGCCCUGCCAGCAGCCAGGACAGAAGUGGCACUGUGUGGAGGAGAUCUCUGGGAAGUGGAGGAUCCAGAAGUGUAAAGGAGGGUCUAAGGAGGGCUCCAGGAAGAGGGUCCGCAGCCUGAAGCCCUCCUUCAGGGAGCCUGCCUGCGACUGUGGAGACGCUCUGAUCAAAUCCUCCAGACCUGAGCGCCGUGCACACCGUCAGCUGAGCGGACAGCGUUUCCGGCCUCGUUUCGUUCACACGCGUCAGACUCGCUCUCUGUCGGUGGAGUUUGAAGGUCAAAUCUAUGACAUUGACCUUCAGGCGGACGAUCAGACAGCCGUGAGACGACGAUCCAUCUCCAAACGUCACUAUGACAACGACCCCAAUGACCCCGACGACCCCCACAACCUUGAAAUGCUCCCAGGGUCAGACGGAUCAGAGGAGAUGCUCUCAGACGACACCAACGCUGUGGGGUACAUGACCUCUGUGAAGGUCACACACAAGUGUUACAUGCUGAUGAACGACAGUGUUCACUGUGAGAGAGAAAUCUACCAAUCCCCCCGAGCCUGGAAGGACCACAAGAGCUACGUGGACCAGGAGAUUGAAGCCCUUCAAGACAAAAUCAAAAACCUCCGCGAGGUGAGAGGACACCUGAAGAGGAUCCGACCUGAAGACUGUGACUGUGGGAAGAAGAGCUAUGUUAGCAAAGGAGACAGAAACAAGGCUCAGAGAGUGAAGAGCAGGAAAGAUCAACUCCAUCCCUUUAAGGAAGCGGCGCAAGACAACGACGGGAAUUCUCAGCUUUACAACGAGAUCCGGCGGAAGAAGAAGGAAAGGAAAGUGAAGAAGAGAGCGAAGAAAGGAGACGACUGCAGCCUCCCAGGACUCACCUGCUUCACUCACAACAACGACCACUGGGCCACCGCCCCCCUGUGGACAUUGGGGGGCUUCUGCGCCUGCACCAGCUCCAACAACAACACCUACUGGUGUCUGAGGACCAUCAACGAGACGCACAACACGCUCUUCUGCGAGUUCUCCACCGGAUUCCUGGAGUACUUUGACCUCAACAACGACCCCUACCAGCUGACCAACACGGUGUACACGGUGGAUCGGGACGUCCUGAACUCUCUUCACGCCCACCUGAUGGAGAUGAGGAGCUGUCAGGGACACAAGCAGUGCAACCCCCGCCCAAAAGGACCCGACGCAGCUCUUCAGUUUGGGACGGACACCCGGGUUAAGUUGCCCAACCUGACGGAGGCGGGGGUUUGUUGGCAGGGUUUGGAGGAUCUUUAUCGCCUCAACGAGAGUCUUUUCGAGCGCCGGCCAAACUUCAGCCCCGGCCCCGACGACUGGCUCAACUUCCAGACGGACGUAGACAAUAUGUUUGCACUGCCACGCGUUUUUAAGAAACUCAAACUGGACGACUCCCCGAAUCCAGAGCUAGGAUCCGGAUUCGGGGAGGGGGAGGGCAGCGGAAACGAGUUGGAUUUGGACGUCACCCCCUCCCAAAUCAGCACUCUCGCUGUUAACGAUCUUCCCGAGAAAAUGGCUAACAAAUCGGGCCCAAAAAGAGACGUUCUUCCUCUGAGGACAAAGCAAAUGGAGGAGAUGGAGGGCGAGACGUUCAGUGGCAACGGGAUGACGGAAAUGGAAACGCAUCACGACUCCCUGCUGCGUUUCCAGGAGGAAAGGGAGGAGGAAGACGAGGAGGAGGAAGACAUUUUCCACGCCCAAAACCUCCUCCCUUUCUCCCCAAAAAGCGAGUAUGAGGGCAGCGGCUCUCCGGCGUCCAAUCAGAGUUAACGAGACAUUCAUAGAGACAUGAUUGAUUGACAGACGCCACCUCAGUGUCAGAGUUGUAUAAUGAGUAUUGCAAUUUAUUUUUCUACAGGUGCCUAUUAGGAAAAACAGUGUUAUUCUUUUUUUUUUCAAAUAUAUAUUUAGGAAAGAAAAAGCCUUAAUGCAGCCGAGUGUUAAGAAGUGAUUUGUUCCGUAUGGAUAACACCGCUUUAAUAUAUGUUUUGAUAAAAAACAACGAGUUUGAGUGGUCAAACCAUCUCAGCUUUUUAAAAGGAAAGUUAGCAGCAGCUUCAGGUCAUAAGUCCUCACACCCCUGCAGAGAGAAAUAAUCAAUCUGACCCCAUUUGCACUUUUUUAAAACUCUAAUAAGACAAUAGAAUAAUUCCCAUCUAUUUUAUUCGUCAUUUAAGGAUUUUUUCAUGCCGAAAUGCUGCUUUAAAUCGUCUUAAAGUGAAUAUUUUUAUCAAUAUCCUCUGACAUUUUACAGACCCAAUCCUAAAUACAUUAAUCAUUUAAUCAAGAUAUUUUUAAGAUGAAUUGAUAAUAAAAAUGAGAGAUGCAGCUCCUAUUUGUAUAGAUUAUUUCUAUAGGGUUAGGGUUAGAUACAACUAGAUUAAAACAUGUGGGGAAAGUCAUAUCUCUGUUUCACAAAUAAUUAUAGACAUGUAUUUAAAAUGUGCUUUUGUUUCAGUAACUGUGGACAUUCACAGGACAGGUAAUACAUGAUUUGAACGCUGGGAUUUGCACGUAAAGUAAAAUAAUCCUCACCGGGUGUUAAUGUUCAUUCUGUCACUUUCUGUUGUAAAUGUCACAUUUUCCUCACGUGGUGUUUUCUGUAAAAACGAAAAGAUUGUACCUACAGUCCUUAAAGUGAAAUGUGGUUAAAGACGACGGCUUUAUUCACUUCCUGUCUGUCCUUCAUCUCGACCGUUAGAAAUGUGUAAAAAGCUGCUGCUGUGCUUCUCUGUAACUUUCAGGACAGAAGCUGUUCAGAAAUAAACGUUUCAACCUC